AUGCUAGUGCUGAGCUACCCUUUUGUGUCGGAUUCCGAAGCUGAGGGCUCUGACCUGGACGUCGACGAUCUCGAGGCCAGAGCUGUGGGGGUGCCUCUUGAUGCUGCUCUCACGGCGGCGCAGGUUUCGAGUGUUUUCAGCAAGAUGCAUAUUUACAGCAGGACGGUGCAUAUACAGGCUUCCGAAGGGGCCAAGUUCUUGUGUGGCCGACCCAUAACCCGCAAUUUUGGCGAGUUGGAUCAGAAUGUUCCUGCCUCUGACCUGCUCGUAUGCAAGCGGUGUAGCCAAACAUACAAGAGCAGCUGA
Molecule: messenger RNA, 306 nt
Organism: Symbiodinium natans
Lineage: Eukaryota; Dinophyceae; Suessiales; Symbiodiniaceae
Source: the annotation of a GenBank genome assembly